Herpailurus yagouaroundi (jaguarundi) is the source of this 5865-nucleotide messenger RNA. RefSeq names its product kinesin family member 2A (gene KIF2A). Gene Ontology annotation, molecular function: microtubule binding; microtubule motor activity; ATP binding. Lineage: Eukaryota; Metazoa; Chordata; Mammalia; Carnivora; Felidae. Bases 253 to 2487 code for a protein of 744 amino acids. The record is from RefSeq and is a predicted model, not a curated record. Gene Ontology annotation, cellular component: microtubule. The transcript is spliced from 21 exons. Gene Ontology annotation, biological process: microtubule-based movement; microtubule depolymerization.
CCUGACGGCCCCGGCCCUCGCUUCACCCCGACGCCCCGGCGUGCGCGUCCUCCCGCCGGCCUGCAGGCCCGGGGCCUCCGCCUGCUUCCCCGCCGCUGCUCCUCGCGGCCCCGUCUCGCGUUCACGCUGUCGCCCGGGCCGGCGCGGCCGCGGGCAACCGCUCCCCCUCCCACACCUACCCCGCCCCCUCCCCGCCUUUUCCGCCCUCCCGUCCCCCUCCCUCGGCCCGCCGCCGCUGCUCCAGAUGAGGUGAUGGCAACGGCCAACUUCGGCAAGAUACAGAUCGGGAUUUACGUGGAGAUCAAGCGGAGCGAUGGCCGAAUACAUCAAGCAAUGGUAACAUCUUUAAAUGAAGAUAAUGAAAGUGUAACUGUUGAAUGGAUAGAAAAUGGAGAUACAAAAGGCAAAGAGAUUGAUCUCGAGAGCAUCUUUUCACUUAACCCUGACCUUGUACCUGAUGAAGAAAUUGAACCCAGUCCAGAAACACCUCCACCUCCAGCAUCCUCAGCCAAAGUAAACAAAAUUGUAAAGAAUCGACGGACUGUGGCUUCUAUUAAGAAUGACCCUCCUCCAAGAGAUAACAGAGUGGUUGGUUCUGCACGUGCACGGCCUAGUCAGCUUCCUGAGCAGUCUUCCUCCGCACAACAGAAUGGUAGUGUUUCAGAUAUAUCUCCAGUUCAAGCUGCAAAAAAGGAAUUUGGACCCCCUUCACGUAGAAAAUCUAAUUGUGUGAAAGAAGUAGAAAAAUUACAAGAAAAACGAGAAAAAAGGAGACUACAACAGCAAGAACUUAGAGAAAAAAGAGCCCAGGAUGUUGAUGCUACAAACCCAAAUUAUGAAAUUAUGUGUAUGAUCAGAGAUUUUAGAGGAAGUUUGGAUUAUAGACCAUUAACAACAGCAGAUCCUAUUGAUGAACAUAGAAUAUGUGUUUGUGUAAGAAAACGACCACUCAAUAAAAAAGAAACUCAAAUGAAAGAUCUUGAUGUAAUCACAAUCCCCAGUAAAGAUGUUGUGAUGGUACAUGAACCAAAACAAAAAGUAGAUUUAACAAGGUACCUAGAAAACCAAACAUUUCGUUUUGAUUAUGCCUUUGAUGACUCAGCUCCUAAUGAAAUGGUUUACAGGUUUACAGCUAGACCACUAGUUGAAACUAUAUUCGAAAGGGGAAUGGCUACAUGCUUUGCUUAUGGACAGACUGGAAGUGGAAAAACUCAUACUAUGGGAGGUGACUUUUCAGGAAAGAACCAAGAUUGUUCUAAAGGAAUUUAUGCGUUAGCAGCUCGAGAUGUCUUUUUAAUGUUAAAGAAGCCAAACUAUAAGAAAUUAGAACUUCAAGUAUAUGCAACCUUUUUUGAAAUUUACAGUGGAAAGGUGUUUGACUUGCUAAACAGGAAAACAAAAUUAAGAGUGCUGGAAGAUGGAAAACAGCAGGUUCAAGUGGUGGGAUUACAGGAACGGGAAGUCAAAUGUGUUGAAGACGUACUGAAACUCAUUGACAUAGGCAAUAGUUGCAGGACAUCCGGUCAAACAUCUGCAAAUGCACAUUCAUCUCGGAGCCAUGCAGUGUUUCAGAUCAUUCUUAGAAGGAAAGGAAAACUACAUGGCAAAUUUUCUCUCAUUGACUUGGCUGGAAAUGAACGAGGAGCUGAUACUUCCAGUGCAGACAGGCAAACCAGGCUUGAAGGUGCUGAAAUUAAUAAAAGCCUUUUAGCACUCAAGGAGUGCAUCAGAGCCUUAGGUAGAAAUAAACCUCAUACUCCUUUCAGAGCAAGUAAACUCACUCAGGUGUUAAGAGAUUCAUUCAUAGGUGAAAAUUCUCGUACCUGCAUGAUUGCCACAAUCUCUCCAGGAAUGGCAUCUUGUGAAAAUACUCUUAAUACAUUAAGAUAUGCAAAUAGAGUAAAGGAGUUUGGAAUUAGUCCAUCAGACAUUCCCUUCUCACAGGGUAGUGGCAGUCGCCCCGAUCUCUCUCCUUCUUAUGAGUAUGACGACUUUUCUCCUUCGAUUACCAGGGUGAAAGAAUUGACUGUGGAUCCAACUGCUGCUGGUGAUGUCCGUCCAAUAAUGCACCAUCCACCCAAUCAGAUUGAUGACUUAGAGGCACAGUGGGGUGUAGGGAGUUCCCCUCAGAGAGAUGAUCUAAAACUUCUUUGUGAGCAAAAUGAAGAAGAGGUUUCCCCCCAAUUGUUUACUUUCCACGAAGCCGUCUCACAAAUGGUAGAAAUGGAAGAACAAGUUGUAGAAGAUCACAGGGCAGUGUUCCAGGAAUCUAUUCGAUGGUUAGAAGAUGAAAAGGCUCUCCUAGAGAUGACUGAAGAAGUAGAUUAUGAUGUAGAUUCAUAUGCUACUCAACUUGAAGCUAUUCUUGAGCAAAAAAUAGACAUUUUAACUGAGCUGCGGGAUAAAGUGAAAUCUUUUCGUGCAGCUCUACAAGAAGAAGAACAGGCCAGCAAGCAAAUCAACCCGAAGAGACCCCGUGCCCUUUAAAUCAGCAUUUGCUGCUAGAGGAUCCCCAGAACCCACAUUACUGUAACAUACAGUGGUUCAGCUGUUAAGGGCCAUUUGAAAGUUUGAAAUUUUAAGUGUCUGUGGAAAAUGUCUUGUCCCUUCACCUGAAUGACAUUUCAAUUUUGUGAAACACUCCUUUGUCUACAAAAUGCUUCUAGUCCACGAGGCACAACCAAGAUUGGGAAUAGUGAAGCAUUUUGUUUCAUUUACCCAAACAGUGAUUUACUUUUGGAGAUCCUUGCCAAUUUUAUUUUCUGUAUGAUGAAGUGAGAUUGUGGACUUGAUCCAGAGGUGAAUAGUAGGGGGAAGCCACAGCAUUUCCUUUAAAUCGGUUGAAUUUUCGUAGCAAGACUGAGCAGUUUUAAAUCCUUUGAGUGCAUGCAUACCUCAUCAGUGAUUGUACAUACCUUGCCCACUCCUAGAGACAGCUGUGCUCACCUCUUCCUGCUUUGUGCCUUGACUAAGGCUUUUGACCCUCAAUUUCUGAAGCACAGCCAAGAUAAAUUACAUUCCUUAAUUGUCAUUGUAAAUUACCUUUAUUGUGUGUACAUUUUUACUGUAUUUGAGACAUUUUUUGUGUGUGACUAGUUAAUUUUGCAGGAUGUGCCAUAUCAUUGAAUGGAACUAAAGUCUGUGACAGUGGACAUAGCUGCUGGACCAUUCCAUCUUAUAUGUAAAGAAAUCUGGAAUUAUGAUUUUACAACCAUAUAAUGUGGUUAUAAUUUUCUUAGCAUUUUCUUUGUAAAGAACUAAAAUAUAAACUAGUUGGUGUAUAAUAAAAAGUAAUGAAAUUCUGAGAAGAGUUUUAUCUUAGGAUAAUACAUAUAUAUAUGCAGUGUGUGUUCCAGUGUGGUAUUAACAGGACUAAUAGUGCAAUUUGAUCCUUACCAAUACCAUUACUUAAGUUAAAGUGUCCAUUAGCACCCCAAAAUGUACCUUUUAAAUGUACUGGUAAAGGAAAUUGGCUUCUGAUGCAUGAAUAUUUACAUGUACACUGAAAGUAGUCCAUAAUAGAACUGUUAGUUUAAGCCAAGUGUAGACAGUACAUCACUCCCUUGAAAAAGAAUUAAGCUAAAAAAAGAGUUGACUUUGCCUUAAAAGGCAGAUCGAUCUAACCCAAGCCCCAUCAUCCGUUACCUACUAUGUGAUAUUUCAUCAUUAUUUGGUGAGAAUCACCAAAUCCUCACCAAUAAAUUGGUCUAGGGUAUGCUGCUUUUUAAAUGGUGGCACUAUUUUUACAGAUUGCUACUCCAAGGAAGAAAACUGGCCACUUUUCAUGUAAAUAUUUUGUUAAAAGAUUUAUAUAUCUCUCUAGGAGUUUUCCCUUAGUUCCUAGGAUAGAGUCCAGGAGUAGAUUAACAACAAAAAGUCUCCCAAGGAUGUCUUGUUUUGAUUUACUCUAAGGAACUAAUGCUCAUUCAUUUGGGCCAAAGGGAAGCUAUGAAUAGAGAGUCACAUGAGCCAGAUUCCCUACUUCAUUGUUCAUAGAAACCAGAGAGUACUUGUGGGAAAUCCUACACCAUGGUGAAAUGCUCCUCUGUAAACUUGAAAUCUAGAACAAAUGUAGAUUUUCACAAUGUGCUUAUUAAUAAAUGAUAUCUAUGGAAUGAGUUUUAGAGAAUUUACUUCAGAACAAUCACCUUUGUUUUGGAAGGGACUCAGGUUUUCUUGCAGUUGUAAGAUAACGUUCUAUUUGUGUUUAUUUCAAAGAGAAGAGAAAGAAUGGAGCAGUUACUGUGGACUUUGCAGCAGCUGCUUAAAAAGGUAGUUUUUGAGGCUAACCAACCUUCAGAGGACAAUGGAGAUGUGAACUUGCUCAUUUUAAAGCACAGCAGAUUCAUCUUAAUUUAUUAAGUAAGAUGGGUACUAUCUCUGGAAGGUCUCCUUAUGUUCAAAUAUGUUGCCUUAUACUAUAAUGGCUUCAUUCUGAUAAGUGAUCAAGGUCUAUAGAAAAUUGAUACCAGAAAAGAUGUUGGUGGUUAUAGUCCAAUCCUUCAGUUUUACAGAUAGGGAAAACUGAAGGUCAGAAAAGGGACUAAAAGUCAGUUCAUGAGGGAAGAGGGAAUAAGAGGGAAAGCUGAAUUAAUUCUUAAAAUUUUCCUAUAAAGAUAGAGAUGGUACAAAUGAAUUUUGCAAAGUAAGUAGUUUUGUGAUAAUAAAGCCUGCUCUUGAGGUAUAUUUAAUAUUUAUGUAACAAAAGUGGCUUGAUGCAGUAUUAUUUAAAGAAAAUUUUUUUGGAUCUGGAUUAAACAUUCUUGACUUUCUCAGACUUCUUGAAAGCUGAUAUUCCUAUUAAAAAGUAGGAAUGUUUUACUAUAUCACUCUGAAUCCAGAUUUCCAAAAAAAUCUGUUGAGGCAAACAACUUCCCUUCUAGGUUUACUCAGUGUACCUUUGUUAAAAUAAUUUGGAAGCAAUCUUUCUAUUAAGUUAGGUUUUUAAAAAGCCAAUUAUUAAGAUAUUUUUGUUAAUUUCCUCAUAUAAAUUAUCAGCUACUGUAAUUAUUACAGGACAUUAAUAAUGAUUUAAACAUAGUAGCUAAUUAAGACUUGUUUAUGGUAUUUAUUAAAAUUCUCAACCUGACAUUUUAAAACUUAAAAACAUUUUAAAAAUAGCCUAGAACAGUAUGUGAAAAGGGACUGGAACUUUUAAUUUUCCAUAAGUCAUGUGAAUACUGGGAGCCUCUAGUUCUGGGAAAAUGGCUGGUUAAGAUUUUUUUUGUUUUAAGUAAGUUGAAGGGCAGAAUUUUAACCUCAUAGCCAGUUUUGAUUUACAAAACCCUUUAGAAUUUCGUUAAACCAGUGGCUUUCCCCAAGAAAAAAACCAUACUGUCUUACAGUUGAUUUCAUCCUAGUUGAGCGUCCUGUUAUCACAGUUGACGAAAUCAUGCCUAGGAGUAAUGUGCCCGGCACCACCACACGGUGGCAGUAGCAGACUCAUGCUUAUCCAGAACUGUGAAGUAGCUUAUGAUGCUACAGGACAGCUUAAAGGUGUGGGCAGAGAUAGAAGGUGUAUAAGAUGAACAGAAAAAAUGAGAGAAGCAAAAUAAGAAACAAGUGUUUUAUUGUGCACAUGAAUAAAAAGAAACCGUACGGGGAAUAUGUAACUUGAGUUAAGCAUAUUUUAACUGUCUGUUUGAGGGACAAAGGCCUACAGAGGCCCUCAUGGUAAUAUAUAACAUAGAAAAUAGAAGAGUAACAUCUUUAUACAAUAAACUGUUAGAAAAUUUCUAAGUUUAAGUGUAAAGUUGUGCGUGCCUGCGGCUCUUAAAGAUUACCGUGUAGAGACUGGACCCUGCCCUAUGUUAAAUAUUAAAAACACCAAAACCAAAAAAAAAAAAAAAAACCAAAAAAAAAAAC